AUGUCAGCUCAACAAGACUCUCUGUUUGAGUGGAUCACCAAGCUCAACGACACCCUCUUCAUUCAACCCAACGACGAGAUCGCAUUGAAGGCUAUAGAUGAACAAGUUGAUCGAAGCCUAGUCACUAAGAUCAAUCACAACAUUUACACCUAUGAUCAGUUCAAACCCGGUCUCCUCUACGUCCGUGGCUCAACUACUUCUAUUCAAGACGAAUUCUCCGAGAUUCUCACAUGGGAGGAUCCCGAGAAGGGCAAUGGCGUUGUGGCUGUUUUGAGCAAAUGGAGGACCAAGCAUAAGGAAACGGGCGACGAGACCAAGAAGACUAAUGUCAUUCUCUGGGAGGUCAAACUGAUUGAUGGGAAGAGAAAGCUUACGGGACAGACUGAAGUGGAGGCAAUUUAG
This is a messenger RNA of Fusarium proliferatum ET1, 402 nucleotides long. RefSeq lists its product as uncharacterized. The transcript has 2 exons. NCBI's taxonomy places the organism in Eukaryota, Fungi, Ascomycota, Sordariomycetes, Hypocreales, Nectriaceae. The record is from RefSeq and is a predicted model, not a curated record. Bases 1 to 402 code for a protein of 133 amino acids.